Molecule: messenger RNA, 396 nt
Organism: Lasiosphaeria miniovina
Lineage: Eukaryota; Fungi; Ascomycota; Sordariomycetes; Sordariales; Lasiosphaeriaceae
Exons: 3
Coding region: 1-396 (131 amino acids)
Source: RefSeq, a predicted model, not a curated record
AUGGGUUUCUUCGACUUUAAUGAGGCCAAAGACGCGCGCGACCAGGUCUACUCGGACGAUUACCCAGAGGACCACCAAUCCAAGUUCUCGCACGAGCUCGUCGGGGGCGCUGCUGCCUUCGAAGCCAUGCACCUGUGGGAGAAGAAGCAGCGUGAGGAGGGCAACAACGUCUCCCACGGCUUCGCCAAGGAGGCUCUUGCGGGCCUGGCCGGAGCUGAGGCCGACAAGCUGUUCGAGACCAAGGGGCUGGACUUUAUCGACCGCGAGAAGGCCAAGCACCAGGCUAAGCGCCAGGUUGAGCAGCUGUACGAUAACCAGUACGGCGACCGUGACCAGUAUAGCCCUGACUAUGAUGCCCACGAGACCAUGCAGGGCAACUACCAAGGCGGAUACUAA